GGAAGCAACCAUGCACAGUUACUCAGAACGUACCAUGAAGCUUUUCUUCAAAAUUCAUAGCAGAACUGAACAGUGAAUAUUAAGCUUACUCUCUCCUACGUUGUACUUCCUCUAGCGAUGGAACCCAUGAACAAACACAAUUGAUUCUCUGCAGUGCUGUGUAAAUAUCCGGAGUGGUAAAAACAUGUUGGGGAUAUCGCUUAUCAGGAACUUAUCGGUCGACCUAGGAUAAGAGGUAAAUCGUCCGAUUUAUCGGCAUAUCGGUCAGCUUAUCGAUCGAUUUAUCUUAUCAGUCACACACCGGUAAGCGAUAAAUCGGCCGAUUUAUCGGCAUAUCGGGGGAUAUCUAGAACAGUAAUAGCGACCCCUUUUUCCAAAAAGGAAGAAGCAAAACAUCAACCUAGAUCGGUUGUCUUCGACGGCUAGAGGAGAUGUUUUGUAUCUAAAUGAACUCUAAUGGAAUAUGAACAACACCUACAUUAGCCCAAUGGGAAUCUGAAAUCCCUACCAGUUUAUUGGUAAUUAACCCAAGGAAAAUCAGCACUCUUACCGUCUUAUGUACUUUUUUUAUUUGUUUCCUUAUGUUGGAUUAAAUUUGACUUUUAGCACUACCAAACUAUUUUGUAGGUCAAAUUGUCUGGCAAGGUUGAACAUGUUCCUUGGUACUUCCAAAGAUGGAUCAUCCAAAAAAUAUAGUAACACAACUUAUCCCAGAAGAGCAUAGGUCGAAAUGGAUUGCACGUAGCAAUCAUAAUGUGAAAUGUUUUACAGAAGAGGAGAUAAGAAGAUUUACCAACAACUAUGGAAUUAUACUUGGUAGAGGUGCUUUUGGAGAAGUUUAUCAAGGAGUCCUUGAGGACAAAAGUAAGGUUGCAGUCAAGAAGUUUAUCUACAAUGUAAAAGAAAAUUUUGCCAGAGAGUUGAUCGUCCACCGUGAGAUCAAUCACAAGAAUGUAGUAAGAUUAGUCGGCUACUGUAUAGAUGAAAAUGCUCUGAUGGUGGUCAUGGAGUAUAUUCCUAAAGGAAAUCUGAGUAACAUACUUCACCACGAUAGUAGUCCCAUCGCUUUGGAUACACGGCUAAGAAUUGCCAUUGAAUGUGCAGAAGCUUUGGGCUAUAUGCAUUCACAAAUGUAUACUCAGGUCAUUCAUGGUGAUAUAAAGCCUGCUAAUAUACUGCUGGAUGAUGGACUCGGCGCAAAAAUAUCUGACUUUGGAAUAUCAAGACUAGUCAACACUGAAAAUACUCUAUAUACUCUAAAUGUGAUAGGAAGUAUAGGUUACAUGGAUCCUCUGUUUGCUCAGAAUGGCCGCCUCACAGCAAAGAGUGAUGUAUAUAGUUUUGGAGUUGUGCUCCUGGAAUUGAUAACCAGAAAAAAAGCAAGAACAGAUGAUGGGGAGAUUGGCUUGGUUGAAAGCUUUAUUCAAUCCCUUUCAAAAGGGAUUAGCAGGGUGAAGGAGAUGUUUGAUCCUGAAAUUGUAACAUCGAGCGACAUGAAGACUACCGAAGAGAUUGCUAGGUUGGCAGGUAAAUGCUUGAGGAUGGAACACAACAAACGCCCUGAGAUGUUAGAAGUUGCAGAACGCCUUCGAAAACUUAGAAAGGCUCCACAUCAGGUACAAGAAAGACUAGCUCUGUUUUCUUGGGUGAGAAAAGCUCUAGCUGAAACACCAUCGCUGAAAAGCGGUAGCAGUAGCCAAAACAUGAAAACUGGAGCUCCCGCGGAAACAACGCCAAACACACCAUCACAAGAAAACAAUACGAGUAACCCGAAAACAGGCAUUGUGGCUCCAGCCAAAGCGGCACUAUCACAGGAAAGUGUGGGAACUUUUAUUUUUAGGCCAACAGUGACUAGCCAAAGGUUCGAGCUGGACGACCUACUUCGAGCACGGGCUGAAAUUCUGGGCAUGGGCAUAGGCACAAUCGGGGCAACAUACAAAGCAACGCUUGAUAGUGGAUAUGAGCUGGUGGUCAAGAGGCUGAGGGGUGUGCACUUGCCGAAGGUGGAGUUUGAGCAGCAAAUCACGCUUAUCGGCUCCAUCCAGAACAGGCACAUUGUGCCACUACAGUGGUAUUACUGUAAAAAGGAUGAGAGGUUGCUAGUGUAUGAUAUCAUCCCUAUGGGCAGCCUAGCAAAAGCACUUCAUGGUAAAGGUUCUGGCCCAGCUCCACUGGACUGGGAGCAGCGGUUGGCUAUCUCACUAGCUGCUGCGCGGGGUGUGCAGGCUAUCCAUUUAGCUGGACCAUCGAGCUGCCAUGGCAACAUCAAGUCUUCUAACAUCCUGCUCACAGGAACCCACGAUGCAUGUGUGUCGGAGCACGGCCUGAUAACACUAGUUGACAUGUAUUCCAAGGCCUCGGGCUACCGUGCGCCUGAACUCACUAGCGAUAGGCAGGUUUCUCAGAAAACCGACGUGUAUAGCUUUGGCAUCCUACUGCUGGAGCUUCUGACCUGCAAGGCUCCGGCAAAUAGUGAUAUGGAGGGAGUUCAUUUGGCACAGUGGGUGCGUUCCGUUGUUCAUGCUGAGUGGACAGCGUCGGUCUUCGACGCGGAGCUCCGAGGACAGGAGAAGGACGGGAAACAAGAGUGCAUGGUGCGACUUUUGUGGCUUGCCUUAAACUGUUGCAGUGAAUAUCCCAACAAGAGGCCUACAAUGCCUAAAGUUGUGCAGCAAAUCGAAGAGAUUGAAAGAGGAAGUAAACUAGCUCCAGCCAAAACACCAUCUCUGGAAAGCAGUAGCAGUUGCCAAAACGUGAGAACUGUAGCUCCAGCUGAAAAGACGUCAUCACAAGAAAGCAGUGGCAGUAGCCCCAAAACGGGAAUUGUGGCUGCAUCCAAAGUGACACUAUCACAGGUAAGCCGUGAUAGUACACAAAAUGUGGGAACUUCUAUCAUUGGGCCGACAAUGACAGACCAAUUGUUCCACCUGAAAGACCUGCUUGGGGCAUCGACUGAAGUUCUGGGCAAGGGUACAGUCGGGACAACAUACAGAGCAACACUAGAUAGUGGAUAUGAGCUGGUGGUCAAGAGGCUGAAAGAUGUGGACUUGGGGGAGGCGGUCUUUAAGCGGCUUGUCACGCUGUUUGGUGCCAUCCAGAACAAACACGUAGCGCCACUUCUAACGUAUUACUAUAGCAAGGACGAGAAGUUCCUAGUGUAUAAUGCCAUCCCCAUGGGCAGCCUAGCAAAAGUACUCCACGGUGACCAAGGUUCUGGCCCAGCUCCAUUGGACUGGGAGCAGCGGUCAGCCAUCUCACUUGGUGCUGCGCGCGGUUUGGCGGCGAUCCACUUAGCUGGACUAUCGAGCUGCCAUGGCAACAUCAAGUCUUCCAACAUCCUGCUCACCGGCACUGACGACGCAUGUGUGUCAGAGCACGGCCUGAUAACACUUGGUGUGUAUUACAAUGCCUCCGGUUACCGCGCACCUGAGGUCACCCACAAUAGGUGGGUCUCUCAGAAAGCUGAUGUGUAUAGCUUUGGCAUCCUGAUGCUGGAGCUUCUCAGCCGGAAGGCUCCAGCAAAGAGCAUACAGAAUAAGCAGGGAAUGGAUUUGGCACGGUGGGUGUGUUCCAUCACACCUGAGGAGUGGACAGAGAAGGUGUUCGACGUGGAGCUCCUAGGGCAGGAGCAGAAGGGCGGGGAAGUGAACUGCAUGUUGCGAUUUCUGCAGCUCGCCCUAAAUUGUUGCAGUCAAUAUGCCGACUGGAGGCCUGCAAUGUCUUAUGUCGUGCAGCAGAUUGAGGAGAUCCGACAAUCCUGACCAAGAACCCCGCACAUCAAUUUGAGUAAGAGCUGGU
This is a messenger RNA of Hordeum vulgare subsp. vulgare (domesticated barley), 3798 nucleotides long. RefSeq names its product receptor like protein kinase S.2-like. Gene Ontology annotation, molecular function: protein kinase activity; ATP binding. The record is from RefSeq and is a predicted model, not a curated record. Gene Ontology annotation, biological process: protein phosphorylation. Lineage: Eukaryota; Viridiplantae; Streptophyta; Magnoliopsida; Poales; Poaceae. The coding region runs from base 675 to 3761 and encodes 1028 amino acids. The transcript has 2 exons.